AUGAAUCUCUCUCACGCAAACAAGUGCUGCGCCUUCGAGUCUCCCAUCCUGGACCAGGUUUUGCCUCCAGUGCUGAUCUUGGAGUUCAUGUUUGGACUGAUGGGGAACUUUAUCGCCCUGUGGAUGUUCAUCUUUCACAUGGACACAUGGAAGCCCAAUUCUGUGUACCUGACUCACCUGGCUGUUGCCGACUCCAUUGUAAUGUUCUGCCUACCUUUCAGGGCAGACUAUUACAGGCGUGGAAAAAACUGGCUGCACGGUGAUGCCAUGUGUCGUAUCCUGCUCUUUCUGCUGGCAGCCAACCGUGCGGCAGGGAUCUUCUUCCUCACGGCCGUGGCUGUUGACCGUUAUUUCAAGAUUGUCCACCCGCUGAACCGGAUCAACCGAAUGGGCCUGGGCUACGCUCUCUGGGUCUCCCUCGGCCUCUGGGGUCUGAUUUUUCUUGCUACGGGAUAUCUUCUUGCUGAUGAGCACUUCUUCUACAAUAGCAACCGUACACAGUGUGAGAGCUUCAACAUCUGCAUGGGCUUCAGUCCCCUCUCCACCUGGCACAAUACUUUCUACAUCAUCCAGUUUUUCCUGCCCACUGCAAUCGUCGCUUUCUGCACAAUAAGAAUUACGUGGCAGCUGACAGGCAGGACUGUGGACAAAAAAGGGAAAAUCAAGCGGGCCGUUCAGUUUGUCUUGGCUGUGGCUUUGAUCUUUAUUACCUGUUUCUUUCCCAGCACUAUAUCACGCGUUGCUGUAUGGGUCCUCAAGGUAUGGUACGAUGAAUGCAAAUACUUUGAAGAGGUCAACCUGGCAUUCUACACAUCAGUGUGUCUCACCUACUUCAACAGUGUCCUCAACCCUCUGGUGUAUUAUUUCUCGAGCCCUGCUUUCAGCGGCACCUUCGAGAAGCUCCUGAAUAAACUGCUGAGAAGGAACGACGAUCAGAUAGAUAAAAAUGAGAACGACAUUUCCACCAUUGAUGAUAGAAGAUUAUAAAGCCAGUUGCUGUUGUAUUCCCUGCUAACAUUGCAAUUUAACAAACUUGAAGUUGUUACAUGAAUGCAUAAUGCAUGUUAAAGGCCUGGCUGUUGAUUAAAAUUUCUAUUAUCGUAGUUUAAAAACUAUAAUUACAUGUAGAGAAGAGGUUUUGCUGUGAUCGUGAACAACAAAAUGACCCACCUAAAAUAUUAAUUAGCAGCUUAGUUGGGUGUACUUGUAUUGGUAUAACAUAACGUAUAAACCCUUGUGUGUGGUUGCAGUGUUAAAGUAAUAAUGAGCCGUUAACAAUGAGAAAAAAACUUCAGUUGCAAGCUUACCUAGUCAAACAUGCACUGCAAAUGCUUGUAAAGGUAUAAAUAUGUGAUGAUGUUAUGCGUAUAUUCACCUUUUCUUGGUAAGGUAGUACAUAUAAUAUGAUUUUCUGCCUCCCAGUCAAAUAUUUACAUUGCAAACAGCCAGAGGGAAGUUUAGAUGACUUAAGUGCUGAUGGUAAAUGUCAAACUCUCAAACCAUACAUCCACUGGAAAUUGUAAAGUUUUCUGUGACAACCUGCAGGUAAUUUCAACUAGUACUGUAAAAGCAAUGUAUUUGUUUUUAUUAUUGUCUGUCUUUGGUCAUUCUGUGUGCAUAUUUGUUUUUGCACAUGUUAAUUUCCAGUCUUUGUAUGCUGUCACAUUUUGUUUUCAAUAAAUAAAUUAAACAUCAGGAUAACCAACAUAUAAAUAACA
Messenger RNA from Siniperca chuatsi (mandarin fish), 1718 nucleotides. RefSeq names its product hydroxycarboxylic acid receptor 3-like. The record is from RefSeq and is a predicted model, not a curated record. Gene Ontology annotation, biological process: G protein-coupled receptor signaling pathway. Gene Ontology annotation, cellular component: membrane. Bases 1 to 987 code for a protein of 328 amino acids. The transcript has a single exon. NCBI's taxonomy places the organism in Eukaryota, Metazoa, Chordata, Actinopteri, Centrarchiformes, Sinipercidae. Gene Ontology annotation, molecular function: G protein-coupled receptor activity.